ACCUUGGUCAGUGAUUUGCUCACAACCGGCGCGUUUGGAUGUGACACACCAAACACUUCCUCCGAAACAAGCGAACUCAUUGAAGGGUUUUUGGCUGAAAGGUCCUGUGUUUAAAAUUAUAAGAUGUUUUUGACCAGAUCGGAGUAUGACAGAGGUGUGAACACAUUUUCUCCUGAAGGAAGAUUGUUUCAGGUUGAAUAUGCCAUAGAGGCAAUAAAAUUGGGCUCCACAGCCAUCGGGAUCCAGACAUCUGAAGGGGUGUGUCUGGCUGUGGAGAAGAGGAUCACCUCUCCCCUGAUGGAGCCCAACAGCAUUGAGAAGAUUGUAGAGAUCGACAGUCACAUUGGUUGUGCCAUGAGUGGCUUGAUAGCUGAUGCCAAGACUCUUAUCGACAAAGCAAGAGUGGAAACACAGAACCACUGGUUCACUUAUAAUGAGACAAUGACAGUGGAGAGUGUGACUCAGGCUGUGUCCAACCUGGCGCUGCAGUUUGGUGAGGAAGAUGCAGACCCUGGUGCCAUGAGUCGACCCUUUGGUGUAGCACUUCUGUUUGGGGGAGUUGAUGAAAAAGGACCCCAGCUGUAUCACAUGGAUCCAUCAGGAACAUUUGUGCAGUGUGAUGCUCGGGCUAUCGGUUCUGCAUCUGAGGGAGCACAGAGCUCUCUGCAAGAGGUCUACCACAAGUCCAUGACAUUAAAAGAGGCCAUCAAGUCGUCUCUCACUAUUCUGAAGCAGGUCAUGGAGGAGAAGCUCAACGCCACCAACAUUGAGCUGGCAACAAUAGAGCCUGGUAAGACCUUCCACAUGUAUUCCAAAGAGGAGCUGGAAGAGGUAAUCAAGGACAUCUAGAGCAGAAAAGACUUGGUCUCGGUUUGAGUUCUGGCCACGAGUGAAGAGGAUGCGAAAAUGCACCUGGGCCGAAUGUCACAAAGCAACCAUAACUUUCUACCCGUACAUUCUCAUUAAUACUGCAUUCAAAAUUUUUGGAUUGCAAAAGAGGUUUCUAUAUACAAUGUGCUAAUUUUUCUUUACAUCUCUCAGUAUCUGUACAUGUUUGUACAGAAGUCUGACCAGGACUUACAACUGAGUGGCAGGGGAAAAAAAUGUG
This is a messenger RNA of Archocentrus centrarchus (flier cichlid), 1108 nucleotides long. It is a transcript of the gene psma5, whose product is annotated as proteasome 20S subunit alpha 5. NCBI's taxonomy places the organism in Eukaryota, Metazoa, Chordata, Actinopteri, Cichliformes, Cichlidae. The transcript is spliced from 10 exons. The record is from RefSeq and is a predicted model, not a curated record. Gene Ontology annotation, cellular component: proteasome core complex; proteasome core complex, alpha-subunit complex. Gene Ontology annotation, biological process: proteasome-mediated ubiquitin-dependent protein catabolic process. Bases 124 to 849 code for a protein of 241 amino acids.